Molecule: messenger RNA, 8450 nt
Organism: Malaclemys terrapin pileata
Lineage: Eukaryota; Metazoa; Chordata; Testudines; Emydidae
Product: sialic acid-binding Ig-like lectin 8
Exons: 11
Coding region: 171-2261 (696 amino acids)
Source: RefSeq, a predicted model, not a curated record
CUCACGGCGCCCGGGGCUAUUGCCACAGAUGUAGAUGAAUAUGAUUCCUCAUUACCUGCCCACAACCUCCCUGCUCACCCGUUAGUGUCAGUGGUGGGAUCAGACCAGAGUCCCAGCUGCUAACCCAGGCCCAGGGCCCAGGCCGGCGGAGCGCUCUGUCCUGGAGGGAGAUGGCCUUGGUGCUGGUCCCUGCCUUUUGCCUUCUGAGCGGUGCCUACGCCCAGAAGUGGGAUGUGACACUCGCUCCGGGGCCCGUGGCUAGAGGGGCCGGCGCCUGCGUGACCAUCCCCUGCUCCUUCACCUACCCCGCAGGGUGGACGGUCAGUGCCGUGAGCUGGACACGGGACUGGGAUCAAACCGUGUAUCACUCGGACGAGGCUCGUGUCCACGCUGCCUUCAAGGGGCGCGCCCGCUAUCUGGGGGACCUGCUGCACAACUGCUCCCUGCGGGUGGCGGGGCUGAGCCCCAGCGAUCAGGGCACCUACCGCUUCCGGUUCGAAGCCAUGCGCAACGGCAGCAGUGACGCAUGGACGGGUAUGCCAGGACAGCGGCUCAAUGUCUCCGACGAUCGGUGCCAGCCCUCCCUGGGGCGCCAAAGGGAACCGGGACCCUCCCUCACCUGCUCCGUAGGGGCCGCCUGCCCCCAUCUCCCCUCCUGGUACGACCGAAAUGGCGUGCGGCGGAGCCCAGGGCAAACCCCGGGCAGGGCUGGGGCGACCGAGCUGCGAAUAUCCCCGUCCCAGCUGGACCCCGGCGCGGCGCUGAGAUGCCAGGUGGAUGGAUACAGGGUUGAGUGUGACUCUGACCCAUCCCAGCCCCCGGGGACAGUCACCCCCAAUGCGCCCAGGAUCGAGGUUUCGUGGCCGGCAGGGAAGGCAGCGCUAAGGGAAGGCGACGGUUUUACCCUGCGCUGCCAGGGUGCUGCGCCGCGGCCUCCCGGGUACGUCUGGUCCCACGGGGACCUCUGGCUGCCAGAAGCCGGGCAGGAUUUACGUGUUGACAAGGCAGCCGUCUCUGACGGAGGGAGCUACGCGUGCGGGGUCUGGGUCUCCGGCCCCGGCUGGGGGUAUCUGAGCCUCUCUGCGAGGGAAUCAGUCCAAGUUCAGCGUGCCUACGCCCAGAAGUGGGAUGUGACACUCGCUCCGGGGCCCGUGGCUAGAGGGGCCGGCGCCUGCGUGACCAUCCCCUGCUCCUUCACCUACCCCGCAGGGUGGUCGGUCAGUGCCGUGAGCUGGACACGGGACUGGGAUCAAACCGUGUAUCACUCGGACGAGGCUCGUGUCCACGCUGCCUUCAAGGGGCGCGCCCGCUAUCUGGGGGACCUGCUGCACAACUGCUCCCUGCGGGUGGCGGGGCUGCGCCCCAGCGAUCAGGGCACCUACCGCUUCCGGUUCGAAGCCAUGCGCAACGGCAGCAGUGACGCAUGGACGGGUAUGCCAGGACAGCGGCUCAAUGUCUCCGACGAUCAGUGCCAGCCCUCCCUGGGGCGCCGAACGGACCCGGGACCCUCCCUCACCUGCUCCGUAGGGGCCGCCUGCCCCCAUCGCCCCUCCUGGUACGACCGAGAUGGCGUGCGGCGGAGCCCAGGGCAAACCCCGGGCAGGGCUGGGGCGACCGAGCUGCGAAUAUCCCCGUCCCAGCUGGACCCCGGCGCGGCGCUGAGAUGCCAGAUGGAUGGAUACCGGGAUGAGUGUGACUCUGACCAAUCCCAGCCCCCGGGGACAGUCACCCCCAACGCGCCCAGGGUCGAGGUUUCGUGGCCGGCAGGGAAGGCAGCGCUAAGGGAAGGCGACGGUUUUACCCUGCGCUGCCAGGGUGCUGCGCCGCGGCCUCCCGGGUACGUCUGGUCCCACGGGGACGUGUGGCUGCCAGAAGCCGGGCAGGAUUUACGUGUUGACAAGGCAGCCGUCUCUGACGGAGGGAGCUACGCGUGCGGGGUCUGGGUCUCCGGCCCCGGCUGGGGGUAUCUGAGCCUCUCUGCGAGGGAAUCGGUCGAAGUUCAGCGCUCUGGCCGGUGCCAAUGUCUGAGUCCCGGCCUCAUGGCAGGCGUUGUGGUUGCCAUCCUGCUCCUCGUCAUCCUCGUUAAUGUGGGGGCUUGUUACCUGCUCAGGAGAGGCCGGCGGCAGGCGGGAGCUGAGGGGGCUGCGGAGGGUGCCGAGCUUUCCCGCAGGCCGAAAACAGAGUCACCCUAUGAGGAACUCCAAGGACGGACCCAGGAUAUUUACAGCCAGUUGGACUCUCCCCAAGCAGGUUCCCACUGAGCUCCGGCGAAAUCCCGACCAGCCGGGAACCCCUCUGCACGGCCGGGACUUUAAACACAAAGAGACGCCAUCGCUCAACGGGGCCAGAUCCCAGCGGGGGUCCACAAGCGCCCACUUUCCACUGUGCUGGGGGGUGCUUGACCCCUGGCUCUGCCCCAGGCCUCACCCCCACUCCACCCACACCCUCAAGACUGCACCCCUGCCCCGCCCCUCCCCACUCCUGCCCCACCUCUUCCCACCCCUGAGCGCGCUGCGUCCUCACUCCUCUCCCCUUCCCAGUACGUCCCUCGGCCCACGCCGCUUCCUGCAGCUCCCAUUGGCCUGGAGCAGUGAACCGCGGCCACUGGGAGCUACGAUCGGCCAAACCUGCGGACGCGGCAGGUAAACAAACCAGCUCGGCCCUCCAGGGGCUUUCCCUACACAAGCGGCGUCCCAGGUUUGGGAAACACUGCCUUAGGGUACUUCAGAUUAAACCACAUUGCUAUACAAGUACCUAGCAAAUAUUCAUAACUUCAACUACAAAAAUGAUGCACACAUACAGACAGCAUAAUCAUAAUUAACAAAUCACAGUCUUUCCAUAGACACGUUACACGACAACCUUUGUACACUAUUUGCUGCAAAUAUAUAACAGUGGUUGCGGGUUAUGUCAAUAACAUCACACUCUUUCUGGUCGGUCUCUUCACUUCCUUGUUUUUGUUUUGCCUGUGGUUAUGCCACGGGGGUGGGCUCCCACCGUGUUCCAGUGACGGCUGCUUCCCUAGCCAAUUUAUCUGCUUGUUCGUUUCCCCACUGUAAUGGACUCUUUCCCCUAUGGGCCUUUCUUUUAACCAUCCGGACCCUUUUAUAUUGCUUUGCCAAUUUCUCCAUUUGCUGCCACAGAAGUUUGUGCUUAAUUUCGGAUCCGUCGGUUCCUGUCAAAUCUACACUAUUCCACCAUGGUAGGUAGAGGGUGGUUCCCUUGUAAACAUAAUCUGAAUCAGUUCCUAUUAUUAGCUCCGUUUGCUUGUUCCUCAUCCUGGCUAAAACUUCUAAGACCGCUGACACUUCUGCAAACUGCGUUCCUCCUUUGAUCAGUUUGUACUGGAAGGUGUUAACUCUCUGCAGGUUUCCAGUUAAACAAAUCUCUGCAAAGCCAGUGACUCGUUUUCCUUCGGCGUAACGUGAGCUGCCGUCCACAAACCAAAUGGUUUUUCCCAUCACCUGUUCAACUGGGGUUGCUUUAAAGACAGGGUGCGCUUUGGAUUCCCGUUGGGUUUCACAAACAUGUUCCCGACCGCUCACAGUCAAACCCCAUCCAGAUAUUUCAGGUCCUUUUAGUGGGACUAACUGAACAUUCUCGGACAUGAGAGCAAAGACCCGUUGAAUGGCCGUAUCUACUCUCGCACGGCCUUUAGACAGGCUUUCCCUUCCCAGCGCACGGUGACUUUACAAUCACCUCGCUUGCUCCGAUAAUUGCCUGAGCUUUUCGUAGUGUCCAGUAGGCGGCGAGAGCGGUUUGCUCACAACUUCCCAGUUUGCUUUCUGGACCUGCUAACGCUCUGCUAUAAGGAACGGGUCUCUCCCCUGCACCAGUAUCCUGUGUAAGCACACGAACAAUACAGAAAUUCUUCACACUAGGGUACAACACAAAGGGGAAUUCGCAGGGCCGGUGCAACCAUUUAGACAAACUAGGCGGCCGCCUAGAGCGCCUAGUGGUUGGGGGCGCCUAAAAGGAGGAGGUGGAGUGGAGGUGAGCUGGGGUGGGCUCCCCAGGCGGGUUAGCUGCAGUGGGGGGUAGCUGCUGCGGGGGGGGGGGUGUCCCCGGGCGGGGUGGCAGGCUCCCCAGAUGGGGGGCUGGGUUAGCUGCCACGGGGGGGCGGAGUUAGCUGGUGCGGGGGAGUGCAAGGUGGAAGUUUCGCCUAGGGCGUGAAACUUCCUUGCACCGGCCCUGGGAAUUCGUUGUUAGGGGCGGCCAAGGUAGGUGCCUCCAUUAACCCUUUUUUCAGUCUUUCCUAUGCCUUAGUUGCCUUCUUGGUCCAGGUCCACUGUAGUCUUUUAAGUAUCUCGUACAGGGGAGCUGCCUUCUCUGCGUACCCAACCAUGAAUUCUCUGCAGAAGUCAGUGAGCCCCAAAAAAGUUUGCAAAGAUUUAGUAUCCUCCGGCAUAGGGAGGUUAACAAUACACGUCACCCUUUCCUUAGCCACAGACCUCCCCCCUGCACUGAGUCGAAUUCCAAGAUAUCGCAUGUCUCUGUUUCAUCUGGGAUUUAGAGGGGUUAAGUUUCAAGCCGUACGCUUGGCAGCUAGUCAGUAACUGCCGCGUUAACGCUUCAUCUUCCUGUUCUGUUUCACUGACUAUUAAAAUGUCAUCUACAUACUGGCCUAUCCUUCCCGUUUGUAACAGUCCCGCCUUCUCUAGCAUAUUUCUCACUACAGCAGGAAAUAUUGUGGGUGCGUCACAGUACCCCAUAGGCAGAACAUUCCAGCCGUAUUGUGUACUCUGGAAUACAACAGAGGUUCUGUAUUGAGACUCUGGGUUUAAAGGUAAACUCCAAAAGCCGUUUGCCACGUGGAGUACUGAGAACCACUUCAUGUCAGGGGUUACCGCCUCCAGCAAUGCUGGUGCCCCCCGCUUGGCAGUUCUGUUUAACCCCUGAUAGUCAAGAGUUAAUCUCCAUGUUCCAGCAGGUUUUUUGACUGGCCAGAUCGGUGCCACGUUAGACGCUGAAUACCUUGGAAUUAAUUUUCGUUUUUCCAAUUCUCCUAUAACCUGCUUUAAAGAUUCUUUUGCUUCCUGAGGUAUUGGGCAUUGUUUGAUAUAUGGGGGUGUGUCUCCCUCUAUUGUAACGGAGGUUUGUAUUUUUCCGGUAUCUGGGGAGUCCACUGCCCAGACAUUCUGAAUCUCAGCCCACCAGCCGUCCCAGCCAUCCCGCACAGGGGGUGGCUAUUUGGGCUUUAUCGCUUUCACCGUCUGAGUAGCAAGUCCCACUGGGAUCGGGUCAGCAUUGUUUGUUUCUCCCGUUACAGUGAGAGCUUGUCUGAUACACAUAUUUGGGAAGUCCAGGAUUAUUCCCAAUCGUCUGAUAGUUUCUGCCCCAAUUAGAUUUUCUCUCCCUGCCAUAGCCCACUUCUCCUGAAUGGUAUGUACACCAAACUGGAGAGGGAGGGUUUUAACAUCCUAUGUUUGCUGAGUUCCUGAUAUGCUGUGUAUUUGUAUGGAGUCCACGACUGGAUAUACAUUAAAUGCAUCUUUUACUAUAGGAAUUCCAACCCCCGUGUCCAACAGAAAAUCUGCAAGCCCAUCCCCGACUCGGAUGCGUAAGUGGGGGCGUUCCCAGACAUCUAUUGUCAUGGGUUGCUGGAAAACGCAUUCCGCGUUGCAGGGAGGGCUGUCCUAUGCUACUAAAUUACUAACAAUCGGAUCAGUCAAUCCAGACGCCAAGACAGUCACCUUAGCCACCUUCAUCACUGCCUUUUGAGACUCCUGGCCAAUCAAACAUACCUGUAGCUACGCCCACAGCUUCUCACUCUCUUCUUAAAGGUCUUCGUUCUCCUGUUUCAGAGCUCCAGGCGACACCCGUUCACGCUCUCUAUUUACUCCUCUACCCUCUGUUCAUUCCACCACAUCGCCAACGGCCACGGGGAGAGUCUCCAGGACCCUCUGUUUUCCACUGUCCUAACUGUUGGCAGCUCACUGACAGUUCCUUCCUGGUGUUUAACCGCAGUCUGCACUUUUUCAAUCCAUUCGUUCCAAGGUGCGUCCCUGGCUCCGUUCUCACACCAAGCGUUCCUCCGUUCGAGCACCCCAGAAGGCAGCGCCUCCAAAACAAGUUGCUUCAAAUCCUCGAGCUCAGUAUCCCCCGCGGUUAGCCUAGCACACGUUUAUAUCCUGUCCGCCAGCGCGGCCGGAGCCUCUCCCGGUAUUCCUGGCAUUCCUUUAAGUGCAGCUAAUCCACUGGAGAGCGUAAAAUGCUUUUGAGCCACCCGUUAAACCGCUUGCGUCACAUCGUCCUCAAAACCAAGGGAGUGACAGUUCAGUGGUCCCCACAGGGUUUGUACCAGAAUUGGUUCCUGUGACAGGUCGAUUCCCACCGCUUUUCACACCUGCGAGCGUUUCUGGAACUCAGUGAAAUUCUCAGCAGGCAGGGGGCCGGCCGCGCAGCUAACGCAGUUAGUUCAUUCAUUUUGAAAGCAUCGAGCCAGGCUGCGAAGCCGCUUGCUCGAGGUGGGCGAGGUGUAUCUGUACCGCACUUGGGUGCCUCCAUUUCCCUCUCUGCAUAAUUCCCACGGGGCCCUGGCUCUCUGAAAGGGUCAGGACAUUUUUUCGUUGCAGUUUCCACUGCGUUCCAGAACCCCAGUGGAGGUGGAGCACCCGUUUGUGGGGUAGCGUCAAGGGUAAAGUGGGGUGCAGGCGGGGUGUCAGGGUCAGGUUCCGGGACAGGGCUGUCCCUCCCAUUUCCCCCCAUUUCUCCUGGUUUAACUGGAAUUGAUCUAGGUUUGGGGGAGGGUUUAUCCAGAACCUGGUUCUCAACAUAAGGUGGCGAUUGCAGGGUGGUGGCCCCCGCCCCCGGGUCAAGAGAGGAGGAUCUACCUGGGUCAUCAUUCCACACGUCCCCAGUGCAUCCUCCAUUCCAGUUGUCCCAUGUUCCAUCUUUUCAUUUAGCUAACCAAUCUGUUUCCUUUUCUGCCCCCACCCUUCAGGUACGAAGUCUGUCGAGCAACAGGGGACGGUAGCUUUUUCUUCUGCAGGUUUUCCACAGCUGUUUCCAAUUGUUUAUUUUCCUGCUUGAUCUGUUCGAGCAGAUCGCGGGUUUGGACCGCCUGUUGCCCUGUUAAAAGCGCUUGGGCUUUCCAGUGCUCGACUGCCUGGGUUGCUUCCUCCAAGGCUUCAGUUACCUCUUCUACUUGCCCGGUUUUCUCCAGGACUUGCCUGGCCAGUGUGGUGGCGUGUUGUUUAAGCCAUCGUACUGCCAUGGACAUUAAUUGCAAAAUUCCAGCUUUUUGACUUUCGUUAUUACUUUUUAGAGCUUCUGUUUCUACUAUUGCUUUAUGUACGCCAGUCCAUGUUUGGGGUCACCAGUGUCGUCAGACGUCACCGAUGGGGUGCUCUGCUCUGUUCAUUGUUGAUACCAGUCGGCUGCAUGUGUGUGUUCCCUCUGUGUGCUGCCCCGGCUCUGCAGAUCGCUGGCACAGCAGGCCCCGGAGAACCCCCAAUGACCACAGGCUCCAGUAAGGAACGAAGACCCCCGGCCAGGUUCAUUGUCAAACGAAACACAGGACUAGUUCCCCACAGACUCUACAGGAGAUACUACGAAUAUGCGCCCCCCGACAAUCAUAGGUGCCUACUUCCCCUCUUUUCUGUGGGAGCUCGACCUUCCCUCUGCCCCUACCCCCAACCCCACUCCACCCUUUCCAUGAAGCCCUGCCUCUUCCCACCCCUUUCCAACCCCCAUUCCAACCCCUUCCCCAAAGUCCCCGCCCCAACUCUGCUCCCUCCCUGCCCCUAUUCUGACUCCUUCCCCAAAUCCCCACCCCGGCCCCACCUCUUCCCCUGAGCACACCAUGUUCCCGCUCCUCCCCCCUCUCCCGGAGCUGUUUGGCAGUGGCCAGGUGGGAAACACUGGGAGGUAGGUGGAGGGGCAGGGGAGCUUGGCUGCCGGUGGGUCCUGAGCACCCACUAAUUUUUCCCUGUGGGUGCUCCGGCCCCGGAGCACCCACUAAUUUUUCCUUAUGGGUGCUCCGGCCCCGGAGCACCCACGGGGUCAGAGCCUAUGCUGACAAUGGACCGUCUCAGUCCGUGGCGGGAUUCUCCUGGCACACGUGGGUUCGAACAAAACAAAUCUAUCCACCACAUGAUCCUUUUGACCCUGUCGUUAAAAUGGGUCAGCCUGUUCCUUGUUAUCUGUGUGGAAGGCACUGCCAGGGGGUUCCCGGACCAUCCUGGCACAUGUUUCUGUUACUAGUGAUUAGUAUCUUUCAGGCAUGUGUAUAAUAGCAACAUCAGCCUUCUUCUUGCCAAUUCUGUGAGCAGGGCCUGCCUCUGACUCACAGCUUCACUUUGCUUUGUGUUAGCAAAGUCUUGAUCAUUCCUUUAGUUCAGGCCUCAUGUCUCAUACCAGGCCUCUGGUACAAGGGUUUAUGUUUCAGGGCCUCAUCUUACCACAUCCCCCCACCCUCGCUCACUCGCUCGUUUUCACCAGGCUGGAGCAGG